Stylophora pistillata is the source of this 3419-nucleotide messenger RNA. Its product is annotated as dyslexia-associated protein KIAA0319-like protein. Gene Ontology annotation, biological process: neuron migration. Lineage: Eukaryota; Metazoa; Cnidaria; Anthozoa; Scleractinia; Pocilloporidae. Gene Ontology annotation, cellular component: cytoplasmic vesicle; membrane. Gene Ontology annotation, molecular function: protein binding. The record is from RefSeq and is a predicted model, not a curated record.
GUUGACUGUUACUGACUCGGAUGGUGAUUCAGAUUCUACAACAGCAACAGUGACUGUCAAUGAUGAGAAAGAUUACCCACCUGUGGCACGUGCAGGAAAUGAUGUUGUGAUUGUACUCCCUGUGGACCAUGUGACACUUUAUGCUAAUGGCAGCACAGAUGACAAGGGGAUUGUCAGUUAUGAAUGGAGCAAAACGCCCUCCAGUCCAGCUGUGGGUGACAUGCAGGGCACGAGUUCUCAAACUCUGAAGGUGUCCAACAUGGUUGUGGGUGACUACACUUUUGUGUUGAAAGUGACUGAUACAGGAGGACAGACAGCCAGCUCGAGCGUGACAGUUGUGGUUCAGCCUGAGAAGAAUGCCCCACCUGUGGCAUUUGCUGGCUCAGAUAAGGAUCUGGUGUUUCCUGACGACUCCACAGUUCUUGAUGCCUCAGCCAGUCGUGAUGAUCAAAAAAUUGUCAGCUACCAUUGGGAGCAAUCAAGUGGGCCGCGUCAAGCUGAAAUGUCUGGAGUGAAUGACAAAGUUGUGACGGUUAAAAAACUUCUAGAGGGUCACUAUGUGUUCAAAUUAACAGUGACGGAUGACAAAGGACUCGCGGGAACUGAUACAGUGGCAGUGAAUGUUAAGAAAGAUAUAAAUAAGCCUCCUAUAGCCAAUGCUGGUCCAGAUGUCACGGUGCAUCUUCCAAACCGAGCGGCUGAGCUGGACGGUUCUAGCUCCUUUGAUGAUCACGGAAUUGUUGUGUACGGGUGGUCACGAGAUCCCAAGAGUCCCGCAGCUGGUGACGUUAUUAACAACAGUGAUCAUCAGGCUGUGCUGCGGCUGUCAAACCUUGUAGAGGGAAUGUACAAGUUCAGGCUCACUGUGGCGGAUGGGAAGGGGCUCAAAGGGAGCGAUGACGUCAUACUUACUGUGAAAGAAGAUCAAAACAGUGCUCAUCUUGUGGAGUUGUACCUGGACGUCGAUAUCACAAAAUUCACGGAAGAAAAUAAGUUUGCAGGAAUAACUGCUCAGGCCAUGGCUACUGUGAUCGUAACACCAAGAUGUGCGUGUGUGAGAGCUUUUGGAUGCAGGAUUUUUUCAAAGUUCACUUUGGAACUAAGGAAAGCAAUUGCGAUUGGAGUAUUUUAUACGUUACCGUCAUAAUCUUCGGCAUCAUUAUGGCUAUCGGUGGGAUUGUGUGGGCGGUCUGUUUUUGUAUGGGAAGGAAACGCCAGUUUUCGCUCGUUGAACGAAGAAAUUUCCCUCACGAUUCGGCGCUACUGCGUCGUGAGAAGAUUGUAGUUUCUAUUAAUCCUCCGAGCACAGAAGAUGCUUCUUCAACUGAUCAUAGGAGACGAGUCCGUGGGAAGAGGCGUCAUCGGUACGCUGUUCUUGAUGAGGAUGACGAGGAUAAACUUGAGAGCAUGGAGAUGCUUCCUAAAGGAGGUAAGUAUUUGAGUACCAGUCUGAUGCUGAGUGACACGGAGGAUGACAGCGACGCAGAGUCGACCGUUUUUGAAGCUAAGAAACGACAUAUGAAUGGUUCAGUGAAUGGCUAUAUAAGGAAAGACACGUGAUACAAAGCACCUACAUAAACCAUAGACAGCUUUUUUGGCUACCGGUUUAUCCCCGUACCUUUUCCGGUAAGGAGCUGAAGAAGCUGAAUGGUCAAUGUAGCUUAGUCUCCAGGGAUACACAUGGAGUUUGGCUACACGAAAUUGACUCGCAAUCAAUUGUGGCUUUUAUUAAAUGGCCACAGUUUAGAGCGACGAUUACGCAUCGACUUCGGUAUGCUCGCUCAAGGAGGCAAUAACACUUAUCAGUGCGAAUGUUCUCGAUUCCAGACUUAAACGGGUUGCAGUGUUAGAAAUUUGUUCGUUGUUAUAUGGUGACAAGAAAGAGCUAUACGGCUUCUUUAUUAAAAUUGCAAGGCAUGUAAAUUGGAGAUUUUAUCAGUAACUCUGCAAUUUGUUUGAGGUGGCAAUGAGCAUUUAGCUGCUAAACAAUGGCGACCUUUGGUUUUCGUUCUCAGCUCGCCCGGGAGAGACUUUCAUUUACAUUGCCAAGGGUUAUGACAAAUUAUCGAUAGCUAAGUUGUUGUUUUCUUAAUUCAAGAAUUUAAGAGGAUAUAACUAACAUAAAUAUACAUUUUACUUAUAAAAAUUAAUAGCGAGCUAUUUCGCUGAAUCCAAAACCAAACACAAUUAUAAUAUAUUAGCAAUAAAUUGUGCUUCAUGCUUAAGUGAGAGUACCGGCACAUCCUAUAAAGUAAAAUAUCCCUCGUGUCGAAAGACUUUAUCUGAUUUGUAAUUAAUUAGCGAAUAGCGGAGGCUCUGAUGUAGCACUGUUACACUGUGUUAUUAGGCAUUAUGCUUCCAGGAGAAACCACGUCGCUGAAACAAUUUUACCACUGCUCGAAGAAACAUAAAAUUAGGUAGAUUGUGUCGAAGUCGUAAUUUAUAUUGUAGGAAAAAACUUACAUUAUAUGCGGAAAAUCUAAGGAAUGAGAUGAUUGCAUAUGGUUGCACUCGGAAAUCACUGCCCAGGAACUCCUUUUUGAAGAGUGUGAUUUUUCUGUUGAAGAUGGGUUUUUGUGGUGUGAUUCCCAGAAUUUAUGGAGGCCUUAAAAUCUCAGUACGUUGUCUUGUACGUAGGCAAUGGAAUAUGCACGUGGGUGACGGUAAGAUGCGAGUAUUGAAAACGGUAUUUUGAAACUUUAAUGGUUGAGGAAAAUACCUAGAGUUAACUUAAGUGCGUUGACAUGGCCUCUGCGAACCAACAUAUGAAGGAAUUUCCCGCAGGAAGACUUCAUUCUUAUUCGUUAUAUUUUCAGUUUUUCACGAAUUUACCAUGUAACGGCCCGACUAGAGAUUAAAUAGUAGCGCCUAACAAUUCUUAUCCAUUUUCAUUCGCUUAGAAUAAGGCGAAAUGUGAUUUUCUUACAAAUAUGGUACGAUUCUUUUUUUUCUUUUGUUUCAGUAGUUUCUUUUGCGUAAUAAUUUUUAUCUCGUUAGUAAGGAUACAUUUGCAUAAAAUAGUAGAUAAGCCUCAGAGAAAUCGCCUUGAUAUUUAGAGAAAAUCCAACCAACCUAUUUCAGUAGUUAGUUUAGUGAAAGCAAAAACAUUGAAUUUUUUUUUAGAAUUAUUUUAGGAAUAUUGUAUCGUAGACCUUUUGAAUGGAUGAGUCUUUCCAUAAAGUAGACGUUUUCGUACUUAAUUUUUUUUUUUUUUUAUAUCUAAGAAUGUAUGAUGAAACGAUGGAAAUCUCUUGGAAAUAAAUCCUAUGGUAGAAACUUGCGCCCCCAAUGCAUGUGGUUCUAAUAGUAAUCACUUAAUAUAUUUUAUUUAUACGUCAUGCUUGACUAUUGCAAACUCUUUCUUAACGGAGGCGUACAGCGCAGUUUUAUUUGAAUCAAUAAAGUUUCGUAAAAAGGUA